Molecule: messenger RNA, 5259 nt
Organism: Coregonus clupeaformis (lake whitefish)
Lineage: Eukaryota; Metazoa; Chordata; Actinopteri; Salmoniformes; Salmonidae
Gene: plcd3b
Product: phospholipase C, delta 3b
Exons: 15
Coding region: 309-2759 (816 amino acids)
Biological process (GO): lipid metabolic process; intracellular signal transduction
Molecular function (GO): phosphatidylinositol-4,5-bisphosphate phospholipase C activity; calcium ion binding
Source: RefSeq, a predicted model, not a curated record
UCCGUGGCGUGACAUAAUUAAAGAUGGGCUGGCUGUUCAGUCUCGCCUUUUCUCCAAGGGAAAAAAUCAUGAGGCGCCGCAGUCUUGGAGAAAGCUAGCUAGCUCAGUUACGAACUGACCUACACGUUCUAGCAAGAAGUUGAUGCAGUCUAUAAUCAAAGACGGUAAACUGUGCUAUAAUCUUUCGGUGGCCUUGAAAAGCUGAACUCGUUUAACAAUAGGCGUAUAUAGCUAGCUAGCUAACGUUAGCUAGCUUGCUAGGGGAUAACCAGAAAGAGGGAGAGCUCGAGCGUCCAGCGUCUUUGAUCAUGUUAGGUAACGGCAAGAAGCCAGUGAAGAAUGGAGCCGGGACGCCCGAAUCAAAGACUAUCGACCCUCUUAAAAAUUUAGGUGUAGAGGAAGAUGAGGACGUGAAGGUGAUGCUGAAAGGCUCCAGCAUGGUGAAGGUGCGCUCCCCACGCUGGCAGAGGAGACGUACGCUGAAGCUGCUGGACGAUGGAGUCACCGUGUGGUGCGAGUCCGACAAGUUCUCCAGCCGCUCCAAGGCCCAGCAGUCCUUCUCGGUCACGGACGUGGAGUGUGUACGCGAGGGCUUGCAGUCGGAGACCCUGCGGCAGCUGACGGGCUCAGUCCCCGAGGGCCAAUGUCUCACUGUGGUGUUCAAGGGGGCCAGGAAGAGUCUGGACCUGCGCUGCCAGACUGACGAGGAGGCCCAGCGCUGGGCACGGGGCAUCAGGACCCUCCAGGAGAGGGUGGAGAACAUGACCCAGAAGGAAAAGCUGGACAACUGGAUCCAUGGCUAUAUGAAACGGGCCGACCAGAACCAUGACGAGAAGUUGAGCUACGAGGAGGUCCAGGGGCUGCUCACCAUGAUCAACAUUGACCUGAAUGAAGAGUAUGCACGCAACCUCUUCAAGAAGUGUGACCGGUCGUGUGACGGUCGUCUGGACCACGGGGAAAUCGAGGUGUUCUGUAGGGAGCUGCUGCGGCGGCCGGAGCUGGACGCCGUGUUUAGCCGCUACUCGGCUAACGGCUGUGUGCUCUCCACCGUGGACCUGAAGGACUUCCUGAAAGACCAGGGAGAGGACUCCUCGCUGAUCCACGCUCAGAGUCUGAUCCUCACCUACGAGCUCAAUGAGUGGGCCCAGAAGAACGGGUACAUGACGCCCAAUGGUUUCACCAUGUACAUGCUGUCCAAGGAGAACAACGUGUUUGACCCGGACCACGCCAGGGUGUACCAGGACAUGACCAGAUCCCUGGCACACUACUUCAUCUCCUCCUCACACAACACCUACCUCACCAGUGACCAGGUUACUGGCUACAGCAGCACGGAGGCUUAUAUCAGGGCUCUGAACCAAGGCUGUCGCUGUGUGGAGUUAGACUGUUGGGAUGGGGACAAAGGGGAGCCGGUCAUCUACCACGGUCACACACUCACCUCCAAAGUGCCCUUCACAGAAGUCAUCGAGACCAUCGCCGAGUACGCCUUCAAAGCGUCUCCGUACCCUCUAAUCCUGUCCCUUGAGAAUCACUGCAGUGUGGAGCAGCAGGCGGUCAUGGCCCGACACUUGCGCUCCAUCCUGGGGGACAAGCUGCUCACCAAGCCCCUCAAUGAACAGCAGCUUCAGAGCCUGCCCUCACCAGAGGCGCUGAAAGGGAAGAUCCUGGUGAAGGGGAAGAAGGAGAGAGUGGUGGAGAUGGAGAGCUCCUCCAGUUCUUCAGACCUCAGCUCCUCGGAGGAGUGUGAGUGUAGCGAAGCAGAGAGCAAAAAGAAGGAGGAGAAGAAGCCGGGUGUCUCUAAGCUGAGUCCAGAGCUGUCAGACCUGGUGGUGUACACACGCAGUGUUCCCUUUAAAGGCUUUGACCAGGCCGCAAAGAAACCCCCCACUGAGAUGUCCUCCUUCUCAGAGAGCGAAGCCCUCAAACACGUCAAAGAAUCAGGGAAGCAUUUUGUCCGUCACAACAGCCAUCAGUUGAGCAGGAUCUAUCCCUCAGGACAACGCCUGCAGUCCUCCAACUACGAUCCCCAGGAUAUGUGGAACGGCGGUUGCCAGAUUGUGGCGCUGAACUUCCAGACGGCAGGGGAAGAGAUGGACCUGAACCGGGGUCGCUUUUUACACAACGGCCUUUGUGGAUACGUCCUCAAGCCCUCCUUCAUGACCCGCCCAGACUGCAACUUCAACCCCGAGAACACAGGGGGAGGACCCGGACACGACCCCACCCUCCUCACCAUACGGGUGAUCUCAGCCCAGCAGCUUCCCAAGCCAGAGUGGGAUAAACCCAGCUCCAUCGUGGACCCUCAGGUGUGGGUGGAGACCCAUGGCGUUCCCAUCGAUAACAACAAAAAGAUGACCCCCCGUGUGGACAACAACGGGUUUAACCCUCGGUGGGACUGCACCUUCAACUUCACUCUGCAUGUCCCUGAGCUGGCUCUGGUGCGCUUCAUGGUGGAGGACCACGACUUCACCUCCAGAAACGACUUCCUGGGACAGUUCACCCUGCCCUUCACCAGCCUCCGCACAGGUUACCGUCAUGUCCACCUGCUGAAGGUCGAUGGUUCCAGCCUGUCACCCACUUCUCUGUUCAUCCAUGUUAAGGUCACCCCCUGCCACAGUAGCCCCUCCAAGGCCUCAGCCAAAUCUCCGUCCUCAACCAAGAUCGUAGCCAAAUCACCAGCCAUAUCUCCAACCAAGAUCGUAGCCAAAUCACCAGCCAUAUCUCCAACCACGUCCCAAGCCAAAUCACCAGCGAAGAAGCAUUAAGUCUCUUCCCAGUCUCCACCUAAGUAACCCAGGGUUAAGAUGAAACUCAUUCUGUCCUCUACUCUUUUUUUUUAUGGUGUAGUAAACAUGGUUGCAGUCCAUUCCCUUUCAAUUGAGUCUGCUUCACUCCCAUUAUUCUUUUUUAAAGAGAACUUGAAAACUUGUAACCACUGUUCUUGGUUCCUCCCAACUAGAGUGAUCUAAGUAGAGGGCCCAAGUGGAGACUGUCUAUAUCAUCAACAGUGUGGAUGUCCUACUGUAUACCAUUUAUUAUCUAACAGCAUAUCUAUAGUAAUGAACUUUGAUCUCCAGUAUUCUGUGAGACUACUGGACCAGGAUCUCUGGCUGUCUGUUUUGUGUGAUAAUUGGACCAAACACAAAAAGAGGGACCAACCAAUAGCCAGCCAGGAUAUAGGGUUGAUGGGACAUCCCUCCACAGCCAUUGCUGAGCAGGUAAACCGUCCAAACAGAACGUUGCAUAUUUAAAGCAUGUUAAAAGGGUUUUAAGAAAUUAUAUUAUUCACCAGUAUUUUUAAAGAAUCACAUGCUUACAGGGGGUAACGUAUUUGUUCCUUACAGAGAAGAUAUCACUAUACCGUCCCAUUCUGUCAUGAUUUAUGGCUAUAAUUCAUCAAAGACCAAAGGACUUAUCAGUUUUCCGAGCCUAGACAUCUUUAGAGAUGUAACCAUAUAGAAGUUAGAUUUGAUAUUCAUAAUUUUCAUAUUAUACUUUAGUUAUCUAGUUGUUGUAGAUAGUAGAUAGAUAUAGUUAUCGUAGCAAUACUAGAAUAUGCACCAUAGUAGAUCGGUUGCCUUUUUGUAGCAUUUCAGAUUGGUAGAAAAUUGUUUUAAAGAGUAACCAGGUCCAUGAUGUUUUCAAGUUUUUGUUUUAUGAUAUCACUGUUCAAGUGAUGUUCAAGUUCAAAAGGCUGUGUUUCAAUAGUUGGAAUUAGUUUCUUAUCCUGUGUCCUUAUGUCCAUGAUGACCAUUCAGGCUGGACAUGACAAAUGAAGGGUACCUUUCCUGAAAGCCUUGUAGCUAAUGUGAAACGUUAUUAUUUUUCUGACGACCCAGACCAUGGCACUUGAAGAACAGCAAAGUGCAUAAUUUGACAAAUGUAAUUUGUUCAAGCACAGAAGAGUGUUUUUAUAAUUGUUACUCUCUGGCAGCUGUGCGUCUGGGUUGUCGAGAGAAAUAACAUGCCUCGUUAGCUAAGGAAAGUCGGAAACUCACACGAGUGCCAUUGAUUUGAGUCCCUCCACCUAUCAGUGAUUAAGGAAAGGAGAUGAAGGAAAGGGGUCAAGGAAAGGAGAAAGGUAAGUCAUUUUAGAGUAUUGAGACAGCCAGGUGUACUGUAGAAAGAUGUUAUUGAGACUGAAGAUGACAAUCGUUGGCUUUCCCUUGUCAAGUCCUCUUCAACUUGGGACAAUAAGUAUGGUUAGUUUGAGACUCAAGCCUUUUUAAAUGUUUUAAAGUGAUUGCAAUGAUUUGAAAUACAUUAUCUAUUGUCCAUAAUUUAUAUCAUGUCAUCUUUGAAAGAAGAGUUUUAACAUCAAUAUUCUUGUUUAUUACCCAGAUUAGUUUUGUUGUAGAAUUAUUUGAUAGACAAUUUUUAUACAUAUUUACUGUAAUGUAAAGCAAUACCAUCCAUUUUGGAAUGCUUUUUAAGGAAUAUGUUUUUGUAAUGGUUUAUUGCUCCAUCCAUUUAUACAAUAUUGCACUUCUGGGCUCGUAUUCAUAAAGUGUCUCGGAGUAGGAAUGCUGAUCUAUGAUCAGUUUUGCCUUUUAGAUCAUAAUGAAUAAGAUUUUAUGGACAGGGGGACCUGGUCCUAGAUCAGCACGCUUUAUGAAUACGGGCCCUGGUCUACUCCUCAAUGGUAUUGUAUGGAUUCAAAAAGAGAUGUGAUGUUUGUGUAAAAGACAAAAGUGAAGUUGUGAAAAUGUCCUGCUGUAGCAAAGAUAAGGAGAAAAAUGUAUACUGUAAUUGUAGUGCAAAAUACAAACACCAUGUCACGCUAUUAUAUAUGGUAUUUAUUGCACAUAUUUUGGCUAUAGCUUAUUUUUUUUGUACAGUGAUUUUCCAAGGCAAUGAAAAGUCUUGUUUUAACUCAAGGACACUUUCAGGUUUCCAAUACCAAACAUAUUGUAUCAACAACAUCAACCUAAGUGUUCACACAAAAUGUGAUUUUGUUGGUAAUUGUUACUGAAGGAGAUGGAGUAUAUAUUCGAUGAUGGUGAUGAUGAUGAUGAUAAUGAGGGGGAGGAGGGUAACAGGGUUCAAUUCACAAAACUGACUGGGAAAUUACAGUACAUUUUACAUUUUAGUCAUUUAGCAGACGCUCUUAUCCAGAGCGACUUACAGUUAGUGAGUGCAUAAAUUUUUCAUACAGUACAAAUGUGUUACGUAUGUUGGUAGGUUUAUCCUUUAGUUCUAUUGUAUUUUGCUCUAUUCAGUUCUAUUAUAUUACAUGUUAUUGUCCAAAAUACACUUCUAAAUGCC